AUGGUAGACAGUUUUACAAGAUUCGUAACAACGCAACCCAUACCAAACAAGACCAGUUCAACUGUGGCGAACGCGUUCCUGAAUUCAUACAUUACAGUGUACGGAAUACCAGAAACUAUAGUGUCAGACCAAGGAACCGAAUUUACCGGCAACCCAUUUCAACAACUAUGUGCGCAAAUGGGAAUUGAACAUAAGACUACAACUCCAUACAACCCACAAGCCGACGGAACGGUCGAACGACAGAACAAAACACUAUGCGCGAUGUUAAGCUCAUAUCUGUCACGAGGAGGAACAAACUGGGAUGAGUUUAUAAAACUCAUAAGCUUUGCCUACAACACUACGCCAAAUCCAGUACUGAAGUUUUCACCGUACUUUAUACUAUUUGGAAGAGAAGCUUUAACCCCAGUACAACAAGAAGUCUACAGGAACUUACCAUCCAUAUAUGUUGAUAUGCCAACAUAUACCCAAAAAUUAGCCGAACACGUCAAACAAGCUUGGACACUUGUUCAAGAAGUAAGCGAAUUGGACAAAGUUGAAAUCAAGAAACAUGCUGACAAGUCAAAUUCAGCGAAACCACACAACUUUGCUGAAGGUGAUCUAGUUUUGAGAGUAAAAGAAGUCAGAGAUCACAAAUUUGACACGAAGUACAUUGGACCAUACAAAGUGGUCAGAGUUACAAAUCCAAACAUAACGCUAGAAGAUCCUCAAACCAAAAGACAAUUCAGUAUGCAUGUCAACAAAUGUAAAAAGUUCUUUCCGGAACCAGAAGCUAAACUACAAGACGCUAACGACAGAGAUCUACCAUCUUCUGACGAAGACAACGCUUCAGUUCACUCAACGUAUAACGCAAGAACGCCGAGGACGACGUUAAAAGGAACGGAGAGGCAGCAUGUACCAAAACGACCAGGUACCAGAGCCUAUGCCAAAUUCUACCAAAACAACAAGUUCGAAUAA
Bursaphelenchus okinawaensis is the source of this 954-nucleotide messenger RNA. Lineage: Eukaryota; Metazoa; Nematoda; Chromadorea; Rhabditida; Aphelenchoididae. The record is from the annotation of a GenBank genome assembly.